UGACAUUCGACUCCUUGCCUACAUCUAUAGCUUGGCACAAAGAGAUUCACGCACCCUCAAGAGCGUGGGUGAGACGUACACAGCCUGCUAGAGCUGAAGGCAGAUGGCUCUUCUUAAGGCCAAUAAGGAUCUCAUUUCUGCAGGACGGAAGGAGUUUAAUGUUCUGCUGAAUCAGCAGGUCUUCAAUGACCCUCUCAUCUCUGAAGAAGACAUGGUGAUUGUGGUGGAGGACUGGAUGAACUUCUACAUCAACUAUUACCGGCAGCAGGUGACCGGGGAGCCCCAAGAGCGAGACAAGGCUCUGCAGGAGCUUCGGCAAGAGCUGAACACUCUGAUCAACCCUUUCCUGGCCAAGUACAGGGACUUCCUGAAGUCUCGUGAGCUCCCGAGUCACCCACCGCCCUCCUCCUAGCCCAGGGACCUAGACCCUCCUCUCUGAGACACUCUCAGACCUUCCUGUCCUCAGGCUAUGCUCUUGCUCUACCCCGACACCUCAAUAAAGAGCAAUGCUGGUUUUGUUGGA
Messenger RNA from Saimiri boliviensis boliviensis (Bolivian squirrel monkey), 523 nucleotides. The record is from RefSeq and is a predicted model, not a curated record. NCBI's taxonomy places the organism in Eukaryota, Metazoa, Chordata, Mammalia, Primates, Cebidae.